AAGUAGAGCACUAGAAACGAAACAUCUGUGGUUGCAGCACUUGUAGCGAUGUAUGGGAUCAUAAGAUACUCAAUUGUUUAUAUAUGGAUAGAUUAAGAUUGAGAAGGAACAAUGUCAUUAACGUCAGCAGCUACUCCUCGAAAAUUGCCAAUCUUUGUGUUUCCACAAAGUAUUACAUUCUACUUGGACGACCAGUCCACCCACAAGCAAGUGUUAACUUUGUAUAACCCAUAUGAAUUCCCUGUAAAAUUCAGAGUAUUAUGUACUGCGCCAUACAAAUAUCAAGUGGUUGAUCCAGAAGGUAUAAUAAAAGCCAGUUCUUGUGUUGAUAUUGUUGUCAGACAUACAGCAAUUUUGGCAAAUAACUGCAAUGUGAUAGAUAAAUUCAGGAUACACAUGCAUGAAUAUCCUACUAAGCAGAUAAUUGGGAAAAGAGAUGUAGAAGCUAAACUUCUCCCUGGAACAGUAGAUACAGGGAGAAUGACACCAGAUCCAGAUGUGUUUCAACAACUUCCAAUAAAUGAGAAUAGACAACAAGAAUCCUAUGCACUCAUAGGCCGAAAUAAAACAGUAGACAGAGGUACGAAUUAUGUAGCCCUUAUUGCAGGAAUUAUAUGCAUAAUUGGAUUGCUUCUACCCACUGAGGGAGAACAAAAUCGCAGAAUGCCUGAUUAUUUGCAUCUCUCUGUGAAUUUCAAAUUGAUAUUCUCAUUUGUAUUAGGUAUGGUUGCGAAUAUCGUUUUAGGACUAUAAUUAUUAAAGUUUUAUACAAUUGACAACUUUAUACAUAAGAUAGAGGUUCCUAGGAUAAA
This is a messenger RNA of Atta colombica, 812 nucleotides long. Its product is annotated as motile sperm domain-containing protein 1-like. The transcript has 6 exons. Bases 112 to 753 code for a protein of 213 amino acids. The record is from RefSeq and is a predicted model, not a curated record. NCBI's taxonomy places the organism in Eukaryota, Metazoa, Arthropoda, Insecta, Hymenoptera, Formicidae. Gene Ontology annotation, cellular component: cytoplasm.